CAGUGCCCCAUCAUUGGUGUUAGUGGGAGGAAUAGUGCCCCAUCAUUGGUGUCAGUGGAAGGAAUAGUGCCCCAUCAUUGGUGUCAGUGGGAGGAACAGUGCCCCAUCAUUGGUGUCAGUGAGAGGAAUAGUGCCCCAUCAUUGGUGUCAGUGACACCA
This is a messenger RNA of Staurois parvus, 159 nucleotides long. The record is from the annotation of a GenBank genome assembly. Lineage: Eukaryota; Metazoa; Chordata; Amphibia; Anura; Ranidae.